Messenger RNA from Trichomonas vaginalis G3, 386 nucleotides. RefSeq lists its product as uncharacterized. The annotation marks the transcript as partial. NCBI's taxonomy places the organism in Eukaryota, Parabasalia, Trichomonadida, Trichomonadidae. The record is from RefSeq and is a predicted model, not a curated record. The transcript has a single exon.
AUGCUUCCAAUAGAAAAGGAAACUUCUAGAGUUGCUACAACUAAACCAUUAGAUGAACUUUUUACGAAUGUCGGUCAAAAGUUUGAGACAGAGACCGUAAAGCAUGAAGGCUAUCGUUUUGACUACCCGUUAAGAUGGCUAAGAGACCCAUCCGUCACAAAAGCUAUUGGCUUUCGUAGAAUGAAGUUCAUUUCAGAAGCCAUACAUGGUUUCCCAUUUACGGUCGGUUUUGAAGUUCGAUACUAUAACAAAGAAAAACGUACGUAUGAGAAAUUUGAACAGGGAAAACUUUUACAAGUGAAUUUGCUUGUAAACUUAGAAACAACUCUUCAAGCUUUUCAAGAAAAAAUAAACGAUAUCUAUCUCGAAUAUGCAAACCAGUAUAA